AGUUGCAAAGAAUUGCAUUUUCCCAUCGCCACUUGCCCACUCGGCCGAGUUCACCGCCGCCGCCAGUCGUCCGGUCCGCUGUCCGCAGGCCGUCACAUCGCCUCUCUCUCUGCCAGGACCCUAGCUGCUCAUUGGUCGCCUGGUGUUUAUCCGCCUCUGCGUCGCCGCCUCUGGCCACCACUUCUCCAAUUGAAACCGGCGGAGUAAUGGCUGGUGCAGUUUCUGGAUGCAUAUUCUGUCAAAUCGCCGGUGCUUCCACAUCCACGGCUCUCCUUCACUCCGAUGAAAAAGUUUUAGCAUUUCAGGAUAUCAAUCCUUCAGCCUCCAGGCAUUACUUGGUGAUUCCAAAAGAGCACAUUCCUACGGUCAAAGAUCUUACCAAAUGCCAAGAUGACUAUGCCUUGGUUAGCCACAUGCUAGAUGUUGGGAAGAGUCUAUUAGGCAGAGAUGCACCUUCCAGCAAACAAUACAGGUUUGGGUUUCACCAGCCACCAUUGAACAGUGUUAAUCACCUUCAUCUUCACUGCUUAGCACUUCCUUACACUCCAAGAUGGAGAUGCCUAAAAUACACAUCUCUGGGGCCAUUUGGUGGAUUCAUUGAGGCUGAAAAAUUGUUGCAGAGAUUAAAGCUGUAAAUACUCUCAUACAUGAUGAAAUGUAUCAAUUGAUAUUUUGUACAAGUAAUAAUUCAGUAAAUCAUAA
Messenger RNA from Cuscuta campestris, 702 nucleotides. The record is from the annotation of a GenBank genome assembly. NCBI's taxonomy places the organism in Eukaryota, Viridiplantae, Streptophyta, Magnoliopsida, Solanales, Convolvulaceae.